UUUAUGCAUCCUCAUCAUCGCAGCUGCCAUCAACGAAUUCCCCAUCACUGGAAAAUGAUGGCGAAGCGAAAUCAGCGCUGACAAAUCUGAUCAUCAAUUAUUUGCCUCAGAAUAUGACUCAGGAGGAAGUACGUUCGUUGUUCUCGACGCUCGGCGAAAUCGAUUCCUGUAAACUUGUGCGCGAUAAAGUUACUGGUUAG
Messenger RNA from Gongylonema pulchrum, 200 nucleotides. The record is from the annotation of a GenBank genome assembly. Lineage: Eukaryota; Metazoa; Nematoda; Chromadorea; Rhabditida; Gongylonematidae.